AUGGAAGUAGAUGGCAUUCCAUAUGGGUAUUCUCUCCCAGGCCUAAAAUUCUCAAAUCCCGGUGGCCUAGGGGUAGUAGGUGUUGGUUGGUUUCCGACAAUUGUCGAAAAUGGGCGAGGGAUUGAACUUGCAGAAACGUCUGCUACGCUAGACAUAAUAGGCAUUGUUGUCGAAUUAUUUAAGGCCAUGGAUCCAAAUGUUGGUAUGGAUAUUUCUUUGAUGAUAUGUGAUAAAAACCAGACAUGUGUAGAUACCACUAAGAUAUUCUCAAUUACAGAAAAAUUUGAUACACAAGAAGAGGUGACUAGAUGGAUUAGGGAGGUUGGAAUCAGGAAUAGAAUGACUGUUAUAAUAAUCCGUUCAGACACCAAAACUGGAAAGAGAGGAAGAAGUGACAAAGGUAUAUUUGGUUGUGAUAAAGGUGAAAAAUACAAAGAAGGAGAUAGUGAAACACAAAGUGCUGCCAAUAAAUGUUCUUGUCCAUUCAAAAUUAGGUCAACACCGUCGAAAGUGCUACCAAGAAAUAUGGUAAAUGUGGAAUUCAUAACCAUGGUUUACCAGAUAGAUUUAAAGGUCAUUCGUUUGAAAACAGAUAAGUCACAAGUUGUGAGAGAUAUCUUCUGGGCCCACCUAGAAUCAGUGAAGUUGUUGAAUAUGUUUCCUAGUGUGUUGGUUAUCGAUAAUACGUACAAGACAAAUAAGUACAUGCAACCUUUUUUUGAAGCAGUCGAUAUGACAUUAACUGAGUUAACAUUUUCUGUUGCAUUUGCCUAUAUGGAAUCUAAGAAAACAUAG
Messenger RNA from Lathyrus oleraceus (garden pea), 795 nucleotides. RefSeq lists its product as uncharacterized. The coding region runs from base 1 to 795 and encodes 264 amino acids. The transcript has 3 exons. The record is from RefSeq and is a predicted model, not a curated record. Lineage: Eukaryota; Viridiplantae; Streptophyta; Magnoliopsida; Fabales; Fabaceae.